Aureobasidium pullulans EXF-150 is the source of this 1209-nucleotide messenger RNA. RefSeq lists its product as uncharacterized. The transcript has a single exon. Lineage: Eukaryota; Fungi; Ascomycota; Dothideomycetes; Dothideales; Saccotheciaceae. Bases 1 to 1209 code for a protein of 402 amino acids. The record is from RefSeq and is a predicted model, not a curated record.
AUGCCUAGAGACAAAUCAUCGUGGCAGCCGCUGCACAAGCGUCAGAGACCGACAAAGCAGAACAAAGGUCCCAUUCCCCUACCAACUGAGAAGGGCUAUCAACAAGACAAUGCUAUUCCAAUUACUUUGCAGCAGUCUCUGCUGAAUGUCUUCCGCGAUGCUUGUAAUAAGGGUUCACCCGCUGAGAUUGAGGACAUCUUACAGGAAGUGAAGGGCCAUCUUUUCAACCGCGACUUUGCGACCGCUUUUGGAAAGGAAGAGUACCUCGAGGCAUAUGCUGCCAGAUGGAGUCCCAGCAGAGCUCUGGGUUAUGCUCAGAUCUUCUCCGACCUUUCUCCUGAAAUCUCUGAUCUACUCGAAAAUAAAUCAACAGAGUCUCAAUCAACAGACAACGAGUCUGCGACUUUAUCCGAUCAACUUGAAAGUCAAUUGACAUUGCAGUCGCAAACAGCCUCGGACAAACCUCUGAACAUUCUUUGCCUGGGUGGUGGAGCGGGUGCUGAGGUUGUUGGUCUUGCUGGAUGGCUCAGACAUUUGAGAGACAACGCAUCGUCUCCCGAUGAAGACGCGCCCCAGCCUAACAUCUCGAAACUCGAUAUCUUCGGUAUUGACGUAGCCACUUGGGACAAAGUCAUGCAGGAUCUUCACCAAGGCAUCAUUACUCCUCCGUUCCUGUCAAAGUACGCUUCCGCAGCCGCAAAGGCUGCCAACAAGGCUGUGUUACCCUCCGAAGUCUUCAAUGUACGCUUCGAGCAGAAAGAUCUCCUGGACAUGGAUGCCGCUGGAGUUGAGGAGAUGCUAGUCAACAGCGAUAUCGUCACCAUCAUGUUUACCCUCAACGAGCUGUACAGCACUUCAGUAGCAAAGACUCAGAGACUGUUGUACGCUUUGACAGCAUCCAUGCGCCCUGGAUCACUAUUGCUUGUGGUCGACAGCCCUGGAAGCUACUCUACAGUGACACUCAACGGUGCCUCGCAGAAGUACCCUAUGCAGUGGUUGCUCGACCACACUUUGUUGUCGCCUAAGAAAGACGCCGAGAAGGGCACACCUCCACAAUGGAAGAAGCUUGUGUCUGAUGAAUCUAGAUGGUUCAGAUUGCCCGAAGAUGAUCUCAAGUACCCUAUCGAGCUUGAGAACAUGCGCUACCAGAUCCAUCUCUACCGCAGACACGACGGCAAGGAGGAAAAGGUAGAAGAACAGCAGGAGUAG